Messenger RNA from Cygnus olor (mute swan), 4597 nucleotides. RefSeq names its product proline rich and Gla domain 1 (gene PRRG1). Gene Ontology annotation, cellular component: extracellular region. NCBI's taxonomy places the organism in Eukaryota, Metazoa, Chordata, Aves, Anseriformes, Anatidae. The record is from RefSeq and is a predicted model, not a curated record. Gene Ontology annotation, molecular function: calcium ion binding. The transcript has 6 exons. Bases 392 to 1171 code for a protein of 259 amino acids.
GAAUCGUUUCAAAGCAAUCAAACUGAAUUACUUUUGGAUGAAGAUAAACUGAAAGAUGUGCUCUGAGAGCAUACCUAAUGCAGUCUGACAACCGCACAAUAUUCAGCCCAAGGAAUCAAACUUACCCCUAUUGCGCUGCAUUCCUCGCUAACAUUUGAUAUUUGCAAGUUCUGUGCCUUGACAGUAAUCAUCAUGGAUAGUGGAAAGGAUCAGAAGAUUACUUACAGCUCUCUUCUUUGAACAGAAAACUAAGGAAAGCAAAGAAUACCUUUGUGAUAACUGGUUGCCUUUUGGGGUUAUUUGAUUUGAUUCAUCAAAUAGUGGGUUUUGUGUAUGAUUUAAGAAAAUAGAGAGACUACUACUUCUACAUCCCCAAAAGAGUUGCUAUUUCAUGGCUGACAUUUCUGGAGUGAAGGCAGCAAGUCUGCUUCAAAGUUGCUUAAGAAAACAGAUGGAAUUAAACUUUGAUAAAGGCAGCUGUUCUGUGUUCUUAGCAGAGAACAAAGCCAAUUCUGUGUUAAAAAGAUAUCCAAGAGCCAACAAAUUUUUGGAAGAAUUAAAGCAAGGUGAUAUAGAACAUGAAUGCAGAGAAGAAAUCUGUACCUAUGAAGAAGCAAGAGAAGCUUUUGAAAAUGAAGAAAAGACGAAGGAGUUCUGGAAAGUCUACAAAAAUGGACUUCAGGGAGAAAGUAACACAGGACAUAGCUGGUAUUCAUUUUACCUUGCAUUUCCAUUAAUCAUUGGCCUUUUUGUUAUCCUCAUUGUCAUUUUUGUCAUAUGGAGAUGCCUGUUUAAAAAGAAAACACGUAGACAGUCGGUGUACGUGCGUAGGGGAGCCCACGAAGCGAUGGGUGAUGGUGCUGUGUCUGACGGCAGAGAUUCGCUUCCGCAGCCUCUCAGCAUUGUUCAUUCCCCACAGGAGGAAAUGUAUGAAGUCAGUGGGCUCUCUCCUGGAGGUCUGAGCUAUACGGAUGCACAGUCAGACUCAAUAUCCACAAGGCUGUCAAACUGUGAUCCUCCUCCUUCCUAUGAGGAAGCCACUGGUGAAAUCAGUAUGAGAAGAAGUGAAACUGAACAACAUUUAGAUCCACCCCCACAGUACGAAGACAUUGUGAAUUCCAGUUCAGCCACUGCAAUUGCACUAUCUCCUGUUAUCACCAGUACUAAGUAAAACAGGAAAAAUGCUAUGGACUUUAAAAAAAAAAAAAUUUACUAAUCAUUUUGUAGCACUUUAUCUUGGCUUAUUAUGCAUUUCUGUAAUUUAAUGGACCUGUAUAAUGAACUUCCUUUUUUGUUUAAGAAUCACUUGUUUUUUGGGUCUUGGAUUUCUUUUUCCCCUAUAGCGGGUCUUAAACGGUAAGGAACCUGUAUUGAGAGUGUAAGUGCAUGUACAAAUGUGGUGCUCUGUCGUACUUCUCAAAAGUAUCUUUCCUUUGAGGGAUGUCACUUGUUUUAUUCCAAAUGGUGUCCACAUUCCCCACAAGGUUUGUGGAAUCCCCUUCCCUUCUUGAUGCAGAAUCUCAGAAUUGCCUGCGAUGGGGAAUUGUUAAGCAAUGUUUUAGAAACUUAUUUACACCAAAGGGGACUAAUUUUUCAGUAUUGCCUCUUGUAUGGUCAUUUCCUUUUUCUCACUUGGAUUUUUACGUGCUGCGUCCUAUCUUGGGCCUUUGGAUGGCCAAGAGCAGUAUGCCUUUGUGUUCAAACCAGUAUAUUAGAGUAUGCUGGCUUAAUAGCAAUAAUUUCAGAGCCCUAGCAGAGAAGGUGCAUUCUAAAGCUUUUGCUUUUACGAUUCAUGUUUAGAAGCUAAUAAUUGAAGACAGUAAUUAGUGAAUUUAAGAGUACUUUUUUUGUGUGUUCUGCUUUUCCUUUCAGUUUUCCUAUCUGGUUUUUAUUCCUGUGCUCUAGGGAUGAGAAGUGUGCAUAUUACAACUUUACAACUUGAAAAUUCAUGCAACACUAAAGAAUGAAAUGCUGAAGAUUGGAUAAAAUCCUGCUUAUUUGGAAGUAUAUACCAAAUCUAGCAUAGUCUUCACUGGGACCAGGGUUUUAUCCAUUAUCCAUAAACAUAUGAACCCAAAGGUAUUACUCUCCUUUUUAAAUGGAAAAAGGAAAAGCAUUUGGUGUGUGGCUUUUUUUCCCCAACAAUCAGAUCCCCUUCCUAAAAUUCUGAUAAUAUUUUGCCUCUUGCAUGCUUAGAUGUACCAUGUGUGCAUCUUGUAUUAUAAGGGCUAUAGAAAUCUGUUGCAGGCAUUUUUGAUACCUCUUUUCAACAGCUUUGAAGUAUUUAUUGCUGAUUUCACAUUUGCUCAUUCAAGUAAGGUGCUGGGAAGCAUGGUAGUCUAGGCUGGCUCCAGAAACUGUGUGGCCAGCACGGCUUAGCUAUGUGAACUGUAGAGCCUACCUGAUGUCUGGCCAAACCAUGAGGACCCACUGUGUUGCAUUUCUAAGAACACAACGCAGACAUACACCCAAGUGUUAGUUUGGAGUGACUUUUUGAGGCUGAAGAGAUGUGUAUUUCUGUCAGGCUUGAUGCAAGUUAAAGUAGAGGCUUCUAUAGAAUUUCAACCAAGUGGUUUAGAUACUGUUGAUAAUUCAGCUGAUGCAAGCUGUAGUGUGGUGGUUCUUUUUUUCUGCUUAAUUUAAGAGUUGAUAAUUCAGUUUAGCUUAUCAAUAUUCAUUUCAAUUUUUUCUUCUCACACCAACGUAACCUGGCAUUAACUUCAGUAUUGUUGUUUUCUACUAAUCAGUUAGCACCAAUUGAAAUGUAUUUAGCCCUGAAAAAUUACUGGGUUAUGUUGGUUUUCUUAAAACAAAAAACUGAAGCAGUAUUUUCUUCCAAAUGAAACACCAGUGCCAUCCAUUUCAAACCACUGCUAAUGUCCUCAGUUAAUUUCUGAGAUGCAUGCUGGCAUCUACUAUCUCAUGGCACCUUGGCCCAUCCAAGGAAGUUUACAGAAAAUUGCCGGAAAGAAAUGUAUGAUCAUACAUGGAUGUGCUUAUACACACUUCUGUAAGAAUUUGAUACAGUGGAUUGACAAAUGAAGUUAGGAUCCUGUGAUUAAUUUUAUAUUCUCAUUUUUGGCAAAGAGUAGGCUACCUAAAUUGUCUGCUGGGGUUCUUCAGUUGCAAAGGCAAAUUUAUUGGAGUUAAUGGAUGGAACUCCAGGCCAAAGUGUAGUAAAAAAGAUGAGACUUACUUAUAUUUAUUAUUUAUGACAGAUAUUGGGCAGAUGAUUACAACAUAUUUUGGGCAUUUGUGGUAAGAAUUGCCUGAAUCUUGUUUUUAGACUGUCUGACCUUUUCUUUUGAAGUGGUUUUAGCUCUGGUGUAAAGACCUAAAUUGCCACUUGUAGAAGUUAAAGCUCCUUUUAUACUGAGCAACAGUUAUACUGCCUUUAGCCAGACAUUACCAAAACAAAGUGCCUCAUCUCAGUCUGCAGGAGCCACCUCAAAGAGCUGGUAUCAAUGUCCAUGCCAUAUUGGCGGCAUCUGUGCCUGCCAGCACAGCUGACAGUUUUAGCAGUAACUUUUCUGUUUGGAUAUAUGACUUUCAUGUAGGAAAUGCAUGGAGAUCACCAAUUUCACAUUAGGUCAUUCAGCAGCUGUCUACCCCUGAACAUGGGCAAUCUGGUUUAGAGAUGAGCCACCUUUUUUUUUUUGUUGUUGUCGUUGUUGGUCUGUAUUCCACUACCAGUUUUAAUGCCUUUGACACUUCAGUUUCUUAAGUAGAAUAUGUUGCUGCAUCCUGGAGAUACUUUUACAUGCAGUGCAAACAUGUUUGUCUUCCCAAAAAAAAACAACCACAACCAAAUAUCGAAAAUGAUCUGUGACUAGAAUUUAUUGGGCCAUGCCUUUUCUGCAUCCAUGCGCGUGAGUAUGAAUGCUAUUUUGGGCUAUAAAUUUAAGUCUUGGUUAAUAAACUUUCAUAAAUAAACAAAUAAAAUCUGCAUGUGCCAGUUAUCCAAAUGUAUUUCCUCUGAGACAUGAGCAGCUUUCUUCUUGUUGGAAUAAUGUCAAAUUACCAAAUAUUUUGUUUUUCUUUGUGAAAUGUGGGAAAGUAAUUCAGACUUGUGGCUGGCUUUUUUGAUCUGAUUGAAGAAUAAAAUUUCUUUUGUAGUGGGUUUUUAUACUGCUUUGUUUUUGAGGGCACUUGCUGAAUAUUGUUAUCUUGUAAUUGCAUUAUUAUGCAAUAAACAUUAUAAAUUUCUCGUACUUCUCUGAAGGUUUUCCAAGUCUGAAUGCUGUACUGCUUUGACUGAUGACAUGAACAGUCAGGAUACUGCUUUUCCCACUUUUGAAUGUAACACUAAAUUUCAUCUUAUAUUAGGACUCAGAUGAUUUACCCACUAAAACUAUCUUAUAUUUAAGUGUCACUCUUUAAGAAAUUAUGGAAAUGAAUUGUGCUUAGAUGAUGAUUAGCAUUAGUGGAGGUUGUUCUGUCUUCACUGGGUGUAAAUAACGUCUGAUUACAGUAUUGAGUAUUUUAAAGGGAUUUGGUUUACAUUAAAUUAUCGUAUUUAAACAUUCUUGCCUAUGUUUAUAGAAAAUUUUUUGUAACAUUUGUUUUUGGAUAUGCUAAAUAAAAAUUUUUAAAUUCC